GGUUUUACUCAUUCAGGAUGGAGUUCCUUCUUUGUCACCUGACUUCUUACCAUAUUAAAUAUCUAUUUUCUGCUAUCUAAACUGAUAUUCUUGAAGCUAGUGUGACAAGGAUCAGGCAUCUCAAUACUUAAAAAUGUUCUUUGAGUUCUUCUAAAGGAACUUUCAGAUUGUUGUUCAGUCUUUCUGCAUUCUUUAACUUCUUUUCAGAUACAUGCCUCUAGAAACUGAGAAACUGGGAUUAUGUUAUUUUUGUCUAACACCGAUUAAUGAGCCUAUACACCUGUGUGAAAGGCAAGUCUCCCAUCUAAAAGCUAUGUGCAAGUCUCUGUGCAGCUCCAGACUGUAUCUUCUGUAAAGCCUUGUGGAAGAUAGAUGUGUGUGCUGCAAUGGUGACAUAAAUAUUUCAGAGGACUUGAACAAGUUGAGAAUCUGUGUUUGUUUUUAAUGCUGCUGUCGAGAACAAUCUAAGGCAAGUAAACAACAUGAGUUUUAUCAUGAAACUUCACAGACAUUUUCAAAGAACAGUUAUUUUGCUGGCCACUUUUUGUAUGGUGAGCAUAGUUAUUUCUGCGUACUACUUGUAUAAUGGCUACAAACAGGAAAAUGAACUUUCUGAAAUCUCUUCAGAAGUGGAAUGUGGUGAUCCUCAACUGUUGCCAUACAAGCUGAUGGAAAUGAAGACCAUGAAGCCUAUUGAUCCUCUGAGGACAGAUCUUGUAGUGCUGGUGUUUGUGGAAAGUCAGUACUCAACAUUAGGCCAAGAUAUAAUAACCAUUUUAGAGUCUAGCAGAUUUCAGUUUCACAUUGAAAUUGCACCUGGGAAAGGUGACCUCCCAGUGCUUAUAGACAAAAAUAAAGGCAAAUAUGCUCUCAUAGUAUAUGAAAAUAUUCUGAAGUAUGUGAAUAUGGACUCUUGGAACAGAGGCCUUCUAGAUAAGUACUGUAUAGAAUAUGGUGUAGGUGUUAUUGGAUUUCACAAAGGCAAUGAGAACAGCUUGCAAAGCUUUCAGUUGAAGGGCUUUCCUUUCCAUGUCCACAGCAAUCUGGGUGUUAAGGACUGUUGCAUUAACCCUCAUUCCCCACUGCUCCAUGUGACUAAAUCUUCUAAGCUUGAGAAAGGUCCCUUGCUUGGAAAUGACUGGGUGGUUUUCCAGAUUAAUCAUACAGCUUAUCAACCAGUGAUAUUUGCAAAAGUAAAGACACCAGAAAACCUUUCACCACCUGCUGCUAUAAGUGCUCUCUAUGCCACGGUAAUUCAUGACCUGGGGCUCCACGAUGGGAUUCAACGAGUCCUUUUCGGCAAUAACUUGAAUUUUUGGCUGCACAAGCUGAUUUUCAUAGAUGCCGUCUCUUUCCUGUCUGGAAAGAAGCUCAGACUGUCCUUGGAUAGGUACAUUCUGGUUGACAUAGAUGACAUCUUCGUUGGGAAGGAGGGAACAAGAAUGAACACCAACGAUGUACAGGCCCUGCUUGACACUCAGAAUCUCUUGAGAGCUCAGAUUACAAAUUUUACUUUCAACCUGGGAUUUUCAGGGAAAUUUUAUCACACAGGCACUGAGGAGGAAGAUGAAGGUGAUGACCUGUUGUUGAGGUCUGUAGAUGAGUUUUGGUGGUUUCCCCAUAUGUGGAGUCACAUGCAGCCUCACCUCUUCCACAAUGAGUCAUCACUGGUGGAGCAGAUGAUCCUCAACAAAAAAUUUGCCUUAGAACACAGUAUUCCAACUGAUUUGGGCUAUGCGGUGGCUCCACACCAUUCUGGAGUCUAUCCAGUACACGUUCAACUUUAUGAUGCCUGGAAAAAGGUCUGGAAUAUCAGAGUUACCAGCACAGAAGAAUACCCACAUCUGAAGCCUGCAAGGUAUAGACGAGGCUUCAUCCACAAAAAUAUCAUGGUGCUUCCUAGGCAAACUUGUGGCUUAUUCACCCACACAAUUUUCUAUAAAGAGUAUCCUGGAGGCCCGAAGGAACUAGACAAAAGUAUUCAAGGAGGAGAGUUGUUCUUCACAGUGGUUCUUAAUCCAAUCAGCAUCUUCAUGACACAUUUGUCUAAUUAUGGAAAUGACCGCCUGGGGUUAUACACCUUUGUGAAUCUGGCCAACUUUGUUCAUACCUGGACAAACCUGAAACUGCAAACUCUUCCUCCAGUUCAGCUGGCUCGCAAGUAUUUUGAACUAUUCCCAGAGCAAAAGGACCCUCUCUGGCAGAAUCCCUGUGAUGACAAACGGCACAGAGAUAUCUGGUCUAAAGAAAAAACCUGUGAUCGAUUACCAAAAUUCUUGGUUGUAGGACCCCAGAAAACUGGUACCACAGCCUUGUAUUUGUUCCUGAUCAUGCAUCCUUCCAUCAUUAGUAACUCCCCCAGCCCAAAAACCUUUGAGGAGGUACAGUUCUUUAAUAGAAAUAACUACCACAGGGGGAUUGAUUGGUACAUGGAUUUCUUCCCCACUCCUUCUAAUGUCACCACUGACUUCCUCUUUGAGAAAAGUGCCAACUAUUUCCAUUCUGAGGAAGCUCCUAAGCGAGCUGCUUCCCUCAUCCCCAAGGCCAAGAUCAUCACCAUCCUUAUUGACCCAUCCGAUCGGGCGUAUUCCUGGUAUCAGCAUCAGCGAUCACAUGAAGAUCCUGCAGCUCUAAAGUUCAGCUUCUAUCAGGUGAUCACAGCUGGACCUCGAGCCCCAUCUGAGCUUAGAGCUCUCCAGAAGAGAUGCCUAGCGCCUGGAUGGUACGCUACCCAUAUUGAAAGAUGGCUAACUUACUUCCCACCUUAUCAGUUGCUAAUUAUUGAUGGACAGCAGCUGAGAACUGACCCGUCUACCGUAAUGGAUGAAGUACAGAAAUUUCUGGGAGUCUCUCCUCAUUAUAAUUACUCUGAAGCCCUAACAUUCGAUUCACAUAAAGGUUUCUGGUGUCAGCUCCUGGAAGAAGGAAAAACAAAGUGUCUUGGAAAGAGCAAAGGUAGAAAAUACCCUCCUAUGGAUUCUGAGUGCAGGGCUUUUCUGUCAAGCUACUACAGAGAUCACAAUGUGGAACUGUCAAAACUUCUACACAAAUUGGGACAACCCCUGCCAUCGUGGCUGAGACAGGAACUACAGAAAGUAAGAUAGCAUUGAAAAAAGGCUUUUUGAAAUCUCUCUUCCACGCUUCAGUCAUCAUGCCUAAGUCUCCAGUAGCUACCAGAAGGUCUUGUAAGAUAUACCUCUUCAAAAAUGAGUAAAAGAUAGAAAUUAUUUCCAUAUGCUGGCAUGUGGAUUGUGAAAAUACAUGUGUUUCUUAGAGCUCUGGUGGGCCAAAACUUUCUCAUAAACAUUUCUGGCCCUGUGGACUUGUGGACUACUGUGCACAUACAUGGAAGUUAUUUGCAACUGGUAUAAGCUUCAGAGAUACACGACCUAUCCAAUUUCACGGUAAAUAUUUACCUUAUUAUAUAUCAGUUUAAAAGUAUUGUGUCUCAUGUAGGUUCUGUAGCCCAUUGUUUGACAGUUUUUCUUACUAUUUGAUUAUUGCCUCGCAUAAAAUAAGAAAACUUAAUGUAGCACAAAAUGCCAAGUGUACUUCUGCCUUUGCUAAUACGCAAAGUAUAUACUAACAAGGGUGAGAAGUACUGUUAUCAUAUAUGAUUUAAAAUACACAAAGCAAAAUCUGGAAGCCACAGGCAAAAGCAGUGUAGGAAAAAACAAACACACACACAAACCAUUAUCUAUGAUUAUAGCCUGUAACAACAAACCCUUAGAAAGUGGUAAGGGCGUUUGUCUAUAAUUACUAUGUUUGAUUUUGUACUAACUGAAAUGACAAAAUACAGAAUAUAGUCAUUAUCUGAAAAGAAAUUUAAUUGGACAUGUGAAGCACAAAAGUCGCAGUAUAAACUUUAUGAGCAGUAUUAUACUUCAACAGUUGUGAACCAAAUUGAAGCAGUGCAAUGAACAGGCUUUCACUCCUGACUUCUGUGAGCAGUCAGAUCUGGAUACUGCACUCAGGGCUUACAGCGCUGUGAAUCAGGAGUGAUUCCACUGAAAUGCACUAAAAACUCAUAAAGAGCAGAAACAGAACCAUACUUAGAUCGCCUUAAUUUGCACCACUAUUUUUUCCUCAAUUUAUUUGCCUUCAAUCUAUGCUUUGUGUAUUCCAAGAUUCCUCAACCUGAUCAAAAUCGUAGCAUAUUUCAGUAACCUUCAGUUUAUGUCAGCUGCAAAAAUCUAUCAGAUUUUCAGAUUAAAAUAGAGGUUCUGGAUCCAGACAUUUUAAACAUGUUUGGUGUUCUAUACUAGGAAUAAGCUUUAGGGGGAAAAAAACAAACACAGUUGUGUAAUCAUGGUAGAAAAUUACACUCUAAUCAUGGAAAACAAAAAAAUAUCCAGCCUUACAUUUAUGUGAUACAUUUCAAUGGUACAUCUCGCAAUGCAUCAGUUUAGAUGUGAGAUAAAGUCUAAUUAAUUGUACUUAGAAGCUGAGAGAGAAAAAUCAAUGAAAACUUCAGCUGAGUAUGGCCUUAAUGCUUCUCCACUGAACUUUGGCUCUGAGUGUUUCUAAAGGCAUGAAGAGGUAGUGAAAACAAAAGAGAACUACAGUACUAACUAAAUGCAAUGCUUUUUACAGUAGCUCUAUAAUGUUGUCAUAAUUUGUUUUAGGGUGAAUAGUUAAAAACAUGCAUCAAAUGGUGGAAAAACUUUCUAUGUCUCAGUGCUGUUUUACGACAUUUAUGUAAUCAUAUAAUUUAACUUUCAAGGUAAUGGAAUGGAAACCAGUCUGUUAUUCCCUAAAUAGAAAGCAGAUGUUGAAAUCCUUACUGUACCUCUAACUGGUAAUCUUUAUUAUUUAUUGAUUUUGUCUAUGUAAUACGUGGUUUUGAUAGGCCUGUAAAGAAAAAAUCUAGACAAAUUUGCUGUAUAUAACAAUAUUCUUUACGCAGCACAUUUUUGCUAAGGGAAUAUGCAUGAUUAAUGAUGAGGACCUACUAGAGUAGACAUUUUUAAAGAUGAACAUCUUUAUUAUUUAUUAGACAGAAUGAGAAUUUUCAUUUCACUUUAAAUAUUCACUGUCAUAUGGAUUUGUCCCAAAAGCUGACUUGUCUUAAAAUACUUCUUAUUUGAUAAAAGAAACACUCUGGAUUCUGAACAUCUGUAAGAGCAAAUACUCUGCAUGCUGUGGACAGCUCAUAUGUCCUGCAAGGAUCUAUAUGGAUUUCUUAAAACUAAAUUGAAUAACUGGAGAAAAUACCUGGGGUUUUUGUCCUGGUAUGAUUGAUUUUACCCUUGAUAUAACCUGAUAAGAUAUCACUCAAACAUUUAUUUAAAAUCCACAGUGAUUGCAUGAAGCUCCUGUUUUGUGCACUGCUGCCUCAGUUACUUCAUGUUCUUCAGUGCAUCAAUUAUAAAACAGAAGAAAAUAGGAAAAAUCUUGGGUACUAUCAAGUGCCUUAAGUUUUCAUGGUGAGAGGACCCUCUGCAUAGAAAUUCAAGUGAAUUCAAGUGCCUCCUAUGUGCAGGAGGAAUGGGCUUCAGCCACAUUCAUAGUUCAUUCUUUGUGUUCAAGAAAUCCCUUUUCUGUCUUCUUUCUCUGGGAAAUCAAAGCCCCCACAGAAUGAGAACGAGUGGGCAGUCAAGGACAGAGUGGUGAUAGGGACAUGCCUAUCAGUUGCAUUGUCCCUCCAGAAAUUUUACAGCAGACUAGGUGACAUGUCUCAGAUCUGUGGACUACUUCUGUGAAGUCCUCUCUGAGGUACAGCAAGGAGCCCCCUACAACUGUUGGUGAUCUGGUAAAAGAGCCCAACUACAGUCACCAUGCAGCACAGGGAGGAUAAGCCCCCCACAUGCAUGGCAUUAGCCUUGGGUGGACUAGGCUUGGUCUGGCAACUAAACACAAAGCUCCACCUCCAGGAAGGAAUGCCAUGGUGGCUCUCAAGUGCUGAUGAGGAACAGCAGGGUGGAGCUCUCUUAUUGUCCCAGUGCCCUUCCUAAGGGGGGAACUAGGAACAAAAUGAAUGAGUUCCUAGGCAUAUCUACAGUGGAUUCUUGUAGUAACUUUACCUGAAUCAAUACUUACAAGCAAAGUAGUUCAACCUUUUGGUCCUGGAACUGUGCAUCUGAAAGGGCAUGAUCUUGAAUGAGCCUAAGUCAAAGCUCCUGUUGAGAUGGAGCUGUUAAGCGCUAGCAUUUUUUUAGAAAAGGUGCUGCAGGAUUAGCUUCUUGUACACUAGGUGGGCUAGUCUCAGGCAGAGAAUCAAUAGAGAAGUAAAGGCAAACUGCUGGAGCUCUUUGCAGUUCUGAAUUUCUGAUAUUCACUUAUUACUUGCUUAUAGAAAGAUGGUAUGAAGCCAAUUUUGUUUUUCUCCAGAACCAUUCUAUUUAAAUAUGUCCUUACAUUUAAGAGGAGACUUUAAAAAACAGAAUGACUUUUAAUGUGCAUACUGCUUGGUGAAGAAUGGAAGAGUGUGAGCAAAGCAUGCAGACAACAGCUAGAUGUGUUAUUCCCCAAAUCAUAGGAUGCACAUGAGUACAGCUGAGUAAGCAGUCAUACAACAUGAAUUAUCUGACAAAGUUUAACCUCUUCUAUUCACAUCUUACCUACAAUCAGUGUUUGAUUUCCAGAAACAGACUAUCAAUAUUAACACUUAAAAAACACUGAUUCGUUACAAUUAAUUUAUAUUUGCUAAUCAAAGUUAGAUGUUUUAUAGUGGUUGGUAACACAGCCAUGGUUUCUUUUCCCCUGGUAGAUAACUGCACAAGCAAUUUCUUUAACAAAUGCUUGAUUAUGUGAGCUUCACAUCUAUUUUCAUAAAUAUGAUUCUGAAAUUUGCUUUCUGCAGACAUCUGUGCCAUUUAAAAUCAGUAUGUGAUUUUGAGCAGAAAGUGACCAUUAGGGGGGUUGUAAACACAGAGCCUGAUAUGAAAUCACUUAAUUAUUUGAGCAAACAUUCCUGAAAAUACUGUGAUACUUUCCCAGUUCUACUUGUGCAGAAAGAAUUAGUUUCAAUGAUUUGCAGACUAUCUUGUACAGAAUAUCCUUUUUCAUUGCUUAAAAAUGUGAAACUUCCUCAGGAAGAAAUUAAAUAGAUAUUUCAAUGUUUAUAGAUGUAAUACUCUUGUCAUUCACAUUGAAUGAAAAUUGCUGGAAACAUUUUUCUCAAAGUUUUUUAAAAUAAAAAAUAGAUAUUAUUCUGAUAGUGGCAUGGUAUCUGAAGUGCAACAAUAAACUCUGAUAAGAAAAUGUAGGUCUGUGUGGAAGUGAUUUUUAUGUUCACAAAAGUUGUCCUUUUCCAGGUUUGUUAGCAGAUAUUGCAGCUUGACACUGAUCUACAACACAAUCCAGGAGCAUGGGAACAGCAUGAUAUGUUUUCAGAAAUGAAAAAUAUUGCUUACUGUCUCUGUGAGUGAAUAUUACUGCACUAUGCAGCUGCUCUUUUUACUGCUUUUGCUUCCUGCUUACUUUUUAUUUCUUGUGCCAGAAAUUGCUAAUGUGCUGUAGAAACAUUUCCAGAGCUUGCUAUUUUUAAGAUAACA
Athene cunicularia (burrowing owl) is the source of this 7496-nucleotide messenger RNA. RefSeq names its product bifunctional heparan sulfate N-deacetylase/N-sulfotransferase 3. Bases 483 to 3104 code for a protein of 873 amino acids. The record is from RefSeq and is a predicted model, not a curated record. Gene Ontology annotation, molecular function: heparan sulfate N-sulfotransferase activity; deacetylase activity. Gene Ontology annotation, cellular component: Golgi apparatus. The transcript is spliced from 14 exons. Lineage: Eukaryota; Metazoa; Chordata; Aves; Strigiformes; Strigidae.